CUAAAUUUGUAAAAAGUUAUUUUUUGUUUUGUAGAGUCCUUUAGAUUCUACAAUAUUCAUUGUCAUUGGGCUGAGCUUUUAAUUAAAUAUUAAAUAAAAAAGUAGAAACAAACAUGGCGACGACCUUAGUAAACAAAUUUCUUCCCAACGUGAACUCAAAAUUAUGGUCUAGUUCUACUCUUAUAUCAGCCAACGGAUUAAAGAGUUUUAUUUGCAAUUUUCAAUGUAGACAUGCAUCUUUCAACCCCAGAGGUAGGUACUUCGGUAAAGUGGUAAAGCAAUGAAGACUACUUCAAAAUGUGUAUGAGUAUGGGCUAUGGCUAUGGGUAGAUACUUUGGUCAAAAAUGUAAACAUUUUUUAAAAAUAAACCAAUGGCACAGUUGAAUAGAGCUAAUUUUAAACAUAAUUAUAACACCAAAAUCAUAUUUUUAGCUGUUGUAGUUUUAAAGUUAUGAAUUUUUAAAGUACGACUUGGUUUGUCCUUUUUUAACAUAGACUGCAUCUCCACAUUCUGUGACCUCAUUCCACUGAUCGCGUCAUGGGCAAUGACUAUAUAGUUUAUAUAAGGCAAUGCAUUCCCUUAUCACUAAAAUACUGUUUAGGGUCGACUUAUUUUAAACUUUCAACUUUGGCACAUGAAUAAUUAAUAAAAGCUUUCCCUGACCAAUGGUUUAAUAGCUUUUGCACACGGCAAACUCUUAUGAAUGAAACUCUGAGAUAGUACUACAACGUAGCCGUUAUGCAAGUGGCUGUGAAUGGUUGCCAAUGACAACGUGUUGCACAGGGAAAAUUCUGAUCAUUUAUAAUAUGGACUCUGCAGGGUUUUUAAAGCUCAAAUUAAAACAUUUCCAGUUUAAAUGUCUUCAAAAUGCAUUCUGAAACACAAAAUAUAAAAUAUUUUGAUGUAUAUAGUGGUAAUAAUUAAAUAUUUCCUAAGUAUCGGCAACUUCCGCCAUUAAAAAGGGGGCGUGGCCCACGCCAUGUCGAAAUUAGGCUGAGCCACCUUAUGGUGAUAUGGGUCACUGUGACAAGUGUAACAAACGUGAGACACGACCUACAUCAAUGAAACUUGGCACAGAUAUAGAUCAAUAUCUAAUGCUCAUACAGAUUUAAUCAAAAAGGACCUUAUCUUAUUAUUUCACAAAAAAUUUUGUAUGCGAAGAUGCCUUAUAUAUACCAAAGAUUUUCAAAAUAAAGGUCGAUUGAAAAAAGCAAAAUAGCUGGCUAGAAAUGUAGGCCAAGAUGUCUUCCAAAUUAUAAGGCCGGAAACGGAACUCAAAUAUAUGUGGAAAGAACUAAUUUAAUAAUAAAUAGACACACACAUCGGAAAAUUAAAAACUCGGAUUUUUCGGCGCCGACGCCCAUUUCCGAUACAAAAAAAAUAGUAGUCUCCCUUCUUUCAUCGAAGUAUCUAGCUAUGGGCUAUGGGCAUGGGCCAUGGGCAUGUGAAAUUCAAAUGAUUUGAAAUAGGUGUCGGGCGAAGAAGUUUUGAAGUAAAUGAAUUAUGUAGGUACUUGGAUUUUUUUUAAAAUUUGUAAAAAUAAACCAAUGGCAUAAUCAUAAUGAAUAGAAAGCUCAUUUUUUAAAGAAUUAUAACACCAGAAUCUAAUUUCGGUAAAAGUGCAGUUCAGGUGCGUAUAUUAUUUCUGUUUGAAUCUCUUAUUUUCCCGUGUAAACUUAUGUUAAUUCUUUAUAAAAAGUAUUUUAAAAGUUAUAUACCAUCUUUUUAUUGGAAUACAAAAAAGUACAUUUUUAUGAAUCUUUCGUGUUUUACGGAGCCAUUGUGGUAAAUCAAGGAUAACUCUUCUGUCUUUAAAGAUACUUUAUAAAAGUUGCCCAAUUGGAUGAAUCUUGUUAAAAUAAAAGAUGUAUUUAUUUUAUAACUUUACUAUCAACGAUAACCGGAGUCGCCCGGGGCUGCAUUCAGAAAAAAACAUCUGCUACGUCCUUUUAGUUCACAUUGCUAUUAAAGGAAAUGUCAACAACACUAUAGUAAAAAUAAUAAUAAUUAAUUUGUCUCCUAUUAAAACAAUUAAAAUAACUUAUGUAAACCUUUCGUUUUUCCCGUUUUCCGAUGGCACCCGGAAAUGAGAUCCCAAUCCGGUGGGAUCCCGUUUCGGUGAGAUUCCGAUCCUGAUAGGAUUUUGAUCCUAGUGAGAUCCUGAUUUCGGUGGGAUCCCGAUCCAGUGGGUUACCGAUCCUGGCGGGAUACCGGUUACGGUGAGAUCCUGUUUCGGGUGAUAUGCAGAUCCCGGUAAUUAUGGGGAGCUCACACACUUGACAUACGAACCCAGCUUACAAGCCACACUGCAAUUGUUACGAGCGCCUUAGGAGAAAUUACAGUUGUAUUAACAUUAUUUGUUGCCACACAAGGUGCGCGUAUAAACCAAAUGCUGCACCAUUAAAAAUGCCCGUUGCAUCAACAAUUUUAGUUAUUGUUUCUUGGUCGUCCUGUCAUUUUAAACAAAAUGAUCCUACAACCAGCAAUACCGCAAAGCCAAAACGAGUCCGUCUUAUAAUAUAACAAAAAUAAUCACUAGCCCUCACUUUACUCAGUGCAAAUCAGUCACCAGUAAUAAGCGCAUUUGCAUACGAAAAAAGAGGAGGGGUGCUCAAAUUAGAGCUGACCAAUCACGGACAGCGUAUCAGCAGCCUUCAGGGUGAUCAGCUUCACACCAGGUCCAGGACAAUGAUGACGUGUGUGUCCACUGCUUAGUCAGUGAUCCACUUCUAAUCUCCCCCCGACUCGACUUCAAAAAGGACAACCCGUAUAUUCCGAGCUCUAUGAGAGGGGAAAAAAGAAAGUUGGUGGGGGGGGGGGGGGGCGCUUGUGCGUAAUGAAGAAUCUAGUAUUUCAUUCUUUUUUGUGAACAUGCUUAGUUUGAAAAUUUCGUUUAGCAUUACUAACUUAUAGCUGGCUAAAAAUCUGGCAUAGCGUAAAAAGAAAAAUACAAACAAAUGGGGGCCCUGUCACUUUGGUUGGGGGAUGUUUAAAGACUCUUUAGAAGUGAAAUAAAAAGAAAAGAUGCGAUUUAUAAUCUAGAAUUAGUUAACUAUAACUGCCUGGAUUUAAUUAUUAAAGAAUACACGUAAGUUUAAAUGGUUAAAAAAAAUUUUAAAUACGAAAUGCGCUAAGAAAUAAUAUACGCACCUGAACUGCACUUUUACCCUAAUUUCUAACUAUUGUUUUCUAUAGACUAUUGUAGUUUAACUUUUAAAGUUAGGAAUUUUUAAAGUUUGGGAUAGUUUUGAUUUUCCCAGCCCAAUGUUACUAAUAUAUUUUUUCUCCCCAUUUUGUGACACGUUUUUGGUAGUUUUUAGAAUAAGCUAUAACUCUGUAAAACAAUUACCACCCCUGUCCAUUCAGGUUAAUCCAUGCCAAUAUUCGGAAGGUUUCUUUCGCAUCGAUAAAAGUUGGUGUUUCUGAGAUCCCCUUGUGCAACACUGUUAGAGACUUGGCUUCUUCUAUACUGACAGUAAACUUACAAUUGUCCUUCAUAUCAGUUCUGUGGUCAGGGCUUGUUUCUGUCUACAUUGCGCUCUGGGUCAGCUGCAUCCUCAACUUAAUUAGAGAACAGUCAGUGCUGUAGCAGUCACUCUAAUCCAAUCAAGAUUAGAUUACUGUAACAUUUGUUUGUGGGGUUUACCUCAAAAACGAAAUUCCGAGACUACAUAAGGUACAAAAUACUGCAGCACAAAUUUUAUCCAGUAUAAAGAAAUCUGACCACAUCAACCCAGUUCUUAAAGAUCUCCACUGGCUUCCCGUGAGUGAGUGCAUUGUCCCAAAAUUCUGUUCCUGGCAUAUAGCUGUAUUGAAAGCUCUGCACCUGAAUAGCUUCAAAACCGAUUUCUAAACAUGUAUCCUUACAGAACCUGCGUUCUUCAACACAGUCCUUACUGAGAGUUCCCAGUGUGUAUUGACACAGAAAGAAGCCAUACGGUUUGCUCUUUUGACAUUAUUGCACCUAAGUUGUGGAACAGUUUGCCUCAAUCUUUGAGGGAAAUUGAAAGCCAUAGUCAAUUAAGAUAUUUUUAAGGAUUUUUUCUUUAAAUAGAUUUUUAGAUAUCAGAGCGCUGUGAGCAUGCUAAAAUAAUAAUAAUAAUAAUAAUUAGUGGUCUUAUAUAGCGCAGUACCCCAGCCUAGGGCUGGGCUCACCGCACUGUACAUAAAAAUACUAGCAAAAGAGACAUAAUCAUGACAUUAAAAUGAAAUACAUUUAUGAAAUAAAGAACAGCGUGUAACCAAAACAACAAAAACAAAUGGCUAUUUACCCACCCCACCCCAGAACUUUUACAUGGCAAACCAUGGACGGCUGCCAGUAGGAUCAUUUAUCGGUCAGAGGAGGGGAAUCAGUCAGGGUAGUAUAAUUUAAAGAGAUGUGUUUUGAGUGCAGUUUUGAAGGCCUGGGUGGUUGGUAUACUGCGGAUGUGUAGUGGCAAAGAAUUCCAUUGUUUGGGGGCGCAGAAAGACAAAAAUACUCAAUCAUCAUCAUCUGUCAAAACUUUAUGAAAAAGUCUCAAAUUUACAGGGAAGGUACAUUAUCAUUAUAUUUCUUUUAAAAAAACAAAUCAUGGUAUAUCACACCUGCUUUAAUUUUAGAAUUAAGUCAUGCCAUAGUUAUAAAUAGGCAUAAUUUCAAAUGGAACUAAUACUAUUAAUUGUUAGUGAUAUUAAUUUAUAUUUAAUUGUUUAAUACAGGGGUCUCCAAACUAUGGCCCGCGGACACCUUUUUGUUUACAGAAAAAAAUUACAGAAAUGUACGUGUAUCCUGCCAAGAUCAGACGCCACUUACGUGGACGUUAUGUUUUUAUUGAAUUAUAAUAGAGGUGCGCAGUAGUUCGUUAUGUUUUCUAACCGAUAAUUACUUUGCAAAACUUUAUUCGCUGUUUAGUUUUCUACUUUCAUUUACAGUCAAUGAAAUGAGAAUAUAUAACGCCAUCUAGUGGCGGGACUUUACCCGCCGUGUUGCAGACAUGGGUGAAAACAUUGUGACUCGAAUAGUGAAAAAUGCAAGCAAGUUUCGCCAAUUUUUAAUUGCAAUAGAUGAAUCGCUGGACAGCUGUUCCACCUCUUAACUGCUUGUGUUUGUUGCGGGUGUGUGGAUGAAGACAUGAACAUAACACAAGAGCUGGCUUCCGAAAUAGCAUGUACGGAACUAUUAAUGAUGAGUUGAAAAAAAAAUUUGCUGAUUUUAACUUGGACUGAACUAACCUCAGUUGCCUGACUGUUGACGGCGGAAAUAACAUGAGUGGCAUAAAGAAAGGCUUGGCUGGACAAGUGAAGCAGAUGUUUAAUGAGAAAAAAAUUCUGCAACCAAUGUUCAUGCACUGUAUUAUUCAGCAAAAAGCUUUGUUUGCUAAAUAUGUGGACAUUAGCAAUGUACUGAAUCCUGCGGUAAAGAGGGUUACAUUAAUAAGGUCACAUUGGCUCAACCAUAGUCAGUUUAGAGACCUGUUUAAAGAUACAGACACAGAAUCAGAAGAUUUACCAUAUUACACAGCAAUAAGAUGGCUAAGUUGUGAGAAAGUUCUGAGCAGGGUAUUUAAGUUAAGAAAGGAAAUAGGUGACUUCCUGGAAAGUAAAGGCAAGCCACAGCCAUUUGUGUCUGAUGAAGAGUGACCAGGGAAAUUGGUCUUUGCUGCAGACAUAACUAGUCAUUUAAAUUUUCUGAACCUAAAACUACAAGGAGAAGAAAAUCUGGCUUCUGAUUUAUACACCCACCUAAAGGUCUUCAGAUCCAAAUUCGUCUUGUUUUUUUUGGAACAAGUACAGGCCAACAACUUGACACACUUUCAGCAGUGCAAGGUCUUCAUGGCUAAAGCAACAACAGAGUUCACCAUGUCAUUUGCAUGCGAGAUCAUCAAAGACCCCUAGCUGCAGUUUCAGCAGCGGUUUUCUGACUUGGAUUUAAAGGCAGAAGAAGUGAGACUUUUUCAAAACCCAUCUGAAGCAGAUGUGGCCAGUCGCCCAGAUGAACUGCAGCUGGAGGUCAUUGAGUUGCAAGCAAACGACCUCCUUAGGGACAAGUUAAAAGAAGGACCGGUGGGUUUUUAACUAGUUUUCGCCCAAGGAAGACUUUCCUAAUUUCAAAACAUUUGCAUCAAUGUACCUUUUAAACUUUGGAACAACAUGCCUGUGUGGACAACAUGCCUGUGUGAACAACAUACCUGUGUGAACAACAUACCUGUGUGAACAACAUGCCUGUGUGAACAAACAUUUUCAAGAACGAAAUACGUGAAGGACAAUUUGAUAACAAAUUUUUCCGAUGAUAAUCUCAGGUCACUGUUGAUGUUAGGGACAUCAAAUCUAAAUCCAGAAAUGUCUGCUAAUCACUGCUAUUUUGGUAUCCAGGAAAAAAUUUCACAAUUCCCACUAAUACAGAUGUUCAUGUGUCGUGUAUCAACAGACCUGUUUACUCUUACGAUUUUGGCGUAAAAUGUACGAUUUUGAGGUGUAUACAUUAUAUAUACUGUAUGUUAUGUUUAUUUUUUAAUAACAAGAUACUUUAUUGAAGGAUUUUGUGAUAUAUUGUACAAUUUCAAGAGUUUGGGGAUAAACAGGUCUGUAUCAAUGUGUUAUUAAAUAAAUACUGAAUGAAAUAAUAAUACAUAAAUAAUUAAAAACAACAUCCAUGUUUUGAUUAUUUUUUAUUUGGAUCUUGAGUGUGUAUUCGGCCCCCAAACUGCUGUUGAUAGUUAAUGCGGCCCUCGGGCUGAAAAGUUUGGAGACCCCUGGUUUAAUAGAAAUUCAAAGAACACUUACUGACACUGCAGCUCUUGCUAAGAAUUACACAAGCAAAUUUUUAAUUAUGAUUUUAACUGCAAUUUUCUCAGAGUAGUUACUACCAUACAACGUUGUCACUGGUAAUAAAUAUUUCAAUGAUUCCCAUAAUAGCUAUGUUACUUAGAUACUGGUCAAUGAUGAAUCGUGCCCAGAUUCUAUAGUUAGAUGCCAUAAUGAUCCUACAUUGAAGGAAAAAGUCAUUUUGAAUAGACCAAUAGGAUUUAUGCAUCCUUUUGACCUAUUUUGUUCAAAUCAGUUUACAUGGAACAUGUCAUAGUAAGCUGGGCUCUUCCACAUUAAACACCCCAAAAAAAAUAAUUCAUAAACUAGAUGGAAACGCUCAAUCCAUGAUUGGCAAGGAACUCAGAUAAUGCUAACCCAAGUGCCGCAUGUUUCCUGGAUUUACUUUCUUGAACUUGACCAAAAGUCUACGGCUAUUUUUGUGUUGACAGUCAAUUCUUAAUCCCAUGCCAAGUUGGCCGCUGUCUUCUGCCGUCAUGGUUUAAUGUUUUAUUUUACAAUGGGAGUGGGUUUUGAGAGGAAACUUUGAGUUGACAAGCAGCGGGCACAAGGGGGGCACAUGUGGGUAAGAGUGUAGUGGUUGUUGCCAAGGGGUGGCCGGAUAGAGGAUUGGGGCGAAGGGGACUGUAGUUCAUUCCGAUUUAACCAGAUUAAAUAUUAAUGGCAUAGAAAAGAACUUGACCAUUACUAAUGUAAGACAAUAACAAUAAUUAUUUUUUGGUGGUAUCAAAUUUUAGAAUUAAAAUGUUAAUUUUUGUAUGCUUUCAGAAUUGAAGAAAUUUUACAAAAAUGCUUCUAUUGCAACAGCAGAUGGUAAGAAAUUUUCAAGAUUUUGUUUACUUGUUGUGUAUUUAUGGAGUAGAGAAUAAGAGCAACAUUUUCUUAUGAUACUUUCUUAUUCACUGAACAAGAAGUGAUGUCAUUAUUUAAACAAGUGGAUGCAGCCAAGGCCUCGGGGCCAGACAAAUUAAGUGGUCAGCCCAUUAAACUAUGCUCAGAGCAGCUCUCCUAAAUUUUUGUUACAUAUUUAAUAAAUCUUAUGUAACUCUUGCAAUACCAAAAAUUUGGAAAACUUCAGAAAUCAUAUCAAUUCCAAAGAAAAAUAAGGUAACGUGCAACGACUUACAUCUUGUCGCACGUACCUCUAUUGCAAUGAAAAGUUUUGAGAAACUUAUUCUGAGGCAAAUUUUGAAUGAAGUAUACCAAAAACUUGACCCCCACCAAUUUGCUUACAAACCUGCCAGAUGCACAUAGGAUGCUAUCUUACUAUUGUCGGAGAGACUUUACCGUCACCUAGACAACCCUAAAAAAUAUACCAGAGUGCUUUUCCUAGACGUCUCAUCAGCAUUUAACACUAUCCAACCACACCUUAUAAUAAAGAAACCCCUGGUUAGUUGUAAAUUUAAAUAUUCAUGCUUGCAUACUGAACUUUUUAACAAAUCGCCAACAAUAUGUCAAGGUAAAUGACCAAUGAUCUUUAACCAGAGAAAAAAGCAAAGGGGUGCCACAAGGCUGCGUUUUCUCCCCUGUACAGUAUACAAUAUACACCAACGUUAUUCAGAGCUUAGCGACACCUUUCCAAUCAUAAAAUUUGCUGAUGAUACGACCAUGGUUGGCUUAAUAUCUGAGGCAGAAGGUUUAUACCGCAACUUAGUUACAAGCUUUAUCAAUUGGUGUGAUUAAAAUUUUCUCCACCUUAGUGUCUCAAAAACAAAGGAAAUGGCUGUUGAUUUCAGGAGGGGGAAAAACCAGAUUACAGAUCUCAACAUAAAAAGUGUAGAGAAAGUAGAGGCAUAUAAAACCUAAGUGUCACCCUUUAAUAAUAAGCUAACAUGGCAUGAGCACGGCCUAAUUCCGUAUAAAAAAUUCAACCAAAGUCUCUUCUGCCUCAAAAAAGCUGUACGAUUUCAGCAUAAGCAAACAAGUCGUUAACUUAUUCUACAGUGCAACAAUUGGAAGCCUACUAAAUUUCAAUAUUACCUGCUGGUGUGGGAAUUCAUCAUCUGAUAUUAUAUAUAUAUCAGCAUCCUUCCGUCUCGUGAGAAGAUGGUGCAUCACAGUUUGGUUGGGUUGCAUUUUCUCGAGUGGCUGUGCAGUCCUAUCCUUGAGUGACAGUCUUUACCACAGUUUUUACACACGAGUUCCGUGCUUCUAAAUGUUUUGGCCUUUCUCCUAGCUCUUCUGUCUGCAGCCUCUUCCAUUCUUCGCUCCUCGGCUACCAUGACGCCCUCUUUGACAACUGUGCGCCACGUAGAUCGGUCUUUUGCCUUACACUCCCAGUCACUUGUAUGUAUUUUGGCUGCUUUCAUGUCUCUUUGACAGACAUCUUUAAAUCGCAGACGUGAGCAACCUGUUUUCCUCUUUCCCAAAGCAAGUUCACCAUAUAGGAGGUCUUUCGGAAUGCGGCCGGGACUCAUUCUUUUAACAUGACCUAGCCAUCUCAGGCGUCUUUCACUAAGGAUUGUGAACAUGCUUUGGAUAUUCGCAUGCAUUAGGACCUCACUAUUAGUCACUUUUUCUUGCCAUUUAAUACCAAGGAUGCGACGCAGGCAUCUCAUAUGGAAGCUAUUAAGCUUGCGCUCUUGGGAUGUAUAGGUGGUCCAUGUCUCGCUCCCGUAUAGUAGUGUACUGAUGACACAAGCUCGAUAGACGCACAGUUUGAUAUUAAACACCGAAUAACACACUAAUCCAGAAAACUAGGAACAUAACACAAACUAAACAUCCUUCACUUGAAGAACUAAUUAAAGGAUGAUGUUAUUGUAAAACUAAUCACAUUUUUGAUGAUACAUCACACCCUGUUCAUCACAGAUAUUUAGGAUUGGCCCGUUACGGACUAAUUCUUUCACUCAGGGCUAGGACUGAAAGAUAUAAAAAUUAUUUUGGGCCCCAAUCUGGACGAAUUUACCAGCAUGCUCCCCCUGAAGUCACACAUCUUAAUAAGAACUAAUAAGUCCCUGAUAUGGCUAAGAGAAUUCACUGAAUGGCUGUUUUUUUCACCAGUGAAAUAAUUUAAUGUAGAUGUCUUGUGUUCAAAUUGUUUUAUUUAUGUGCUGAAAAUGUACAAUGCAAUAUAAAAAAAAAACAGUUCCAUUUGUUUGUAUCAAUUACAGAAUCUUAUCUUGUCUUAUUUAGUAAAAAAGAUAUAAUAGCUCCUAAUUGACAGUGAACUACUGUGUAUGGCGUCAUCACUAUUGGAGGCAGUAAUUCAAAUGAUACAUAAAUGCUACUGAACAAGGGCUGUGGAAUUACAAAAGUUGCUGGCUUACAAAAGUUGCUGAGCAAUGUUCGUCAUGCAGACCUGACAUUUUCCAAAAUAAUUAAGAAAAAGAAUAGAAUAAAGACACAAACAAUGGUAUACUUGUUACUGUUAGUUUAAUAUUAAUUGAAAGACAGAGUACAAAUAUGUCAGUUAAAAAAAUGCAAAAAUUGAAUGAAUAUUAUAAGUACAAUUUUACCUCUCGGCAAAACUAACUUUUGUACCUUGUUAAAAAUAUUUGGCUUUUUUGAGGUAGAUUUGGAUGUGACUUAUUCUUGUAAUAUGUAUAAACCUAUUAAAAUUGUAUGGCCUCAUUUCUGCAUUGAUGACUUUGUCAAUGGAAGUGACAGGAAACAUACAUACCAUAAAUCCUUAAAUUGAAUGAUAGCGAUGCUGGAACAUCCUGGUCAUCUUUAUAUGUUCUUCCAGAAUAUAUGUAAAAUUUUAAAAUAAUAUUUUAAACAUUACUACUUACUUCGUUGUAAAUUAUAUGGUAGAAUUAUUGUAAAAUUUAAAAUUUAUGAUACUUUUUAGCUUUGAUAUGUCAUUCCUAGGCUGGUACGAAAUAAAUCUUGACAAAAGAAAAUUGCGGACGCCAUUAGGUAAUGUCUUCAAAGUUCCAAGUGAGCCCUUAGCGUUGGCUGUAGCUACUGAAUGGAAUUCUCAAGAAUCUGUUGUUAACAGAAAUACCAUGCAUUUGGUGAGAACUGCUUCUUUCUUUGUGCUUGCAUUUGGGGAUCUUUGUUUUAAUUUAUACAUAUGUUACAAAUAUGACUUAAUAUGGGUAAUCCUGCACGUGGUAGGAUUAAGACAAAACAUUUUAUGAGUAUGGAAAUCUACCAACUACGGUGGGUGGGAUGGUAACACACACAGUAAUAUAGUUAUAGUCAUGAGUGGAACAAAAUGUCUUUUUUUUUUUUUACAUCUUGUACUAAUUUCCCUACAAAUGAUCUUGUUCUUGCUUGCUCAGCACAUUGUUGUUCGCUUGCUUUAACCAACCCACAUUUUCAGACUGUGCUUUGUAACACGGCACUUGAAAACCCAAUGCAUAAAACCCGAGAGCAGCUCUCAGAGAGCAUUGUUCACUUUUUGGAGACUGAUACAGUUUGGUAAAUAUCUGCAAUUACUUACCCUUAUAAAUUAAAAAAAAUAAAUAAAUAAUUUCUCCCAUUUAUAAAAAACUAUUUACUGUUGAAAAUUAUUCAAUUUUUAAAAAUUGUUACGGUUAUAAAGAUGCAAUGAUUUUAAGAAAUGUACAAAUUUCAAAUUAAAAAAUUUAAUGGUGCUAAUUUUGGCCAAAAACAAAUAUUUUGUUACCAUUUAUCAGAUAUUAAAGCUAAAAUAUGUAUCCAGUUAAUUAAUUAUAAAAAAUUAGAUUCUUUAGCUUGAUGUUCUUUUUAAAAAACUAUUUAAAUAUUGGACACUUAUUACAUAAGCUUCAGUCUUACAGGACACUAUUUAGUCAUGGAUGAUAUGUAGGAGCUCUGACUGCACUAAAUCAACAUUCUAUUAUUAAAAAUGAAGACACAAUAUGUAACUCUCUUUACUUUAACAUUAAUAAAUAAGUAAGAUUAUUUUAACUCUUCAUCACAUUACCUCAUCAAUAUUCCCUUUACUUAUUUUGAAACACAGAAGAAGUCAUAAAUUGCUACAAUAAACUGAGAGAUUACUUGUUUUGCUUUUACUGUCCGUUGGAUAUCAUUGCAAAGUCACACUAACUUGCACUGGAAAGUCUUACUUUUAUUUUUUAACAGUUACAGACUAACAGAGCCACCAGAACUUGCUAAACUGGAAAGUGAAAAGUGGGAUCCAAUAUUAGAAUGGGCUGCAAACAGGUAAACAUUGUCAUAUGAUGUGGCCUAUGAUAGAACAUAUGAUGUGGCCUAUGAUGUGGUGUAUGAUGUGGCCUAUGAUGUGGCCUAUAAUAUGACAUAUGAUGUGGCCUAUGAUGUGGCUUGUGAUAUAGCAUUUGAUGUGGUAUAUGAUGUUGCCUAUGAUGUGGCCCAUGAUGUUGACUAUAAUGUUGCCUACCUAUGAUUUGGCCCAUGAUUUUGUCUAUGAUGUUGCCCAUGAUGUGGCCUUUGAUUUGGUAUAUGAUGUUGCCUAUGAUGUGGCCUUUGAUGUUGCCUAUGAUGUGGCCAUGAUAUGAUGUGACUUGUGAUAUAGCAUUUGAUGUGGUAUAUGAUGUUGCCUAUGAUGUGGCCCAUGAUGUUGACUAUAAUGUUGCCUACCUAUGAUUUGGCCAAUGAUGUGGUCUAUGAUAUGGCCUAUGAUGUUGCCCUUGAUGUGGCCUUUGAUUUGGUAUAUGAUGUUGCCUUUGAUGUGGCCCAUGAUGUGGCCUAUGAUGUUGCCUAUGAUGUGGCCUUUGAUGUGGCCUAUGAUGUUGCCCAUGAUGUUGCCUAUGAUGUGGCUUGUGAUAUAGCAUUUGAUGGGGUAUAUGAUGUUGCCUAUGAUGUGGCCCAUGAUGUUGACUAUAAUGUUGCCUACCUAUGAUUUGGCCCAUGAUGUGGUCUAUGAUAUGGCCUAUGAUGUGGCCUAUGAUGUUGCCCAUGAUGUGGCCUUUGAUUUGGUAUAUGAUGUUGCCUAUGAUGUGGCCCAUGAUGCGUCCUAUGAUGUUUCCCAUGAUGUUGCGUAUGAUGUGGCCCAUGAUGUGGCCUAUGUUGUGGCCCAUGACGUUGGCUUAUGAUGUUGACUAUAAUGUUGCCCAUGAUAUGGCCUUUGAUGUGGUAUAUGAUGUUGCCUAUGAUGUGGUAUAUGAUGUUGAAUAUGAUGUGGGCUAUAAUAUGACAUAUGAUGUGGCCUGUGAUAUAGCAUAUGAUGUGGUAUAUGAUGUUGCCUAUGAUGUGGCCCAUGAUAUGAUGUGGCCCAUGAUGUGGCCUAUGAUGUUUAAGCUAAAGUGAUUUAGAUUUUAGUUUUCAAUUUUAAUUUUCAUGUGAUUUAAUGUUACACAAACUCAAUAAAAUGUAGUUUUAACUUGAUCCAAUGUUUUGAAUUGUUCCCCAGAAAUAUGAAACUCUCUACCCAAUGAAACCAGCUUUCAGCCUUAUUGAAUAUUUUGAAUCCACAGGGGACUUAAUUGUGGGGACUCAUUGUUGCUCUGCCUGGUUUUUACUGCCAUGGUUAAUGGUAUUAAUAUCAUUUCUCAAGUAGCAUGUGACUUUUUUUUCAUUUUAAUGAUAUAUUGAAACACUUUAUCAUUUAUCCAGGUAUGGGUUAGAGAUUACCCCAACAACUAGUAUUUCACCACCGCUUGUCAGCACAGAAUCUAAAGUUAUAAUUCGCAGACAUUUACUGUCAUAUAGCGAUUGGGCACUUUUUGGCAAGUUCCUUCAAUAACAUAAUAAUAGCAUAUUUAAGUUAGCAUAGAUUUAUAAUAAAAUAAAUUAUGAUAAAUUAUACUUUUAAACUGAAAAUGUUUUUAUUAUUCAAUGUUGUCAUUUUUUGUACAACCCCAAGAUUAUUUACAUUUAUAAAAUUCCUUCUUUUCUCUCUCUCUCUCUCUCUCUGCUAUAGUACUUGGUAUAUCUGUAUAAUGUAAACUAUCUUUUAUUUGUACCCACAUUAAUAUUCAUUUAAGACUUUUUGAAAUUUUCCUUUAAUGAAUAAUACUAGAAUCUCUGAAAUUAGCAAAAUGGUCUUUAAUAAUCUGUCUGACUUCUUGUUGGUCAGGUUAUCACUAUGCUGUUGAUAGUAUCAAGUCAUUACUCAUAGUCAUGGCUUUAGUUGACAAGCACAUCAGUGUGGAGAAGGCUGUGGAACUAGCAAGACUGGAACAAUUUUUUCAGGUCAUUAUUUGUUUUUCAAAUUAAGUUUUAAUACUUUGGCAUUUGAAUGCGUUAAGAAUUGUAAAUAGGAAACUGCUUGCACUUCAAAAUGGGUAUCACCAACAGCCAAAUAAUCUUUUUAAUUUGCAUCAAGCGAAAGUUUCUUUCCAAUAAACAUUUGGUUUACAACUGUUGAUAAAGUUUACAGGAACAUUUAAAUUUCAAUCAAGUUGAGUUUCCAAUGAAAUAAAUUAUGUACCGUAUUAUGUAUUUAUGAAGAAUGGUUUCAUAUUCAACAAAUGUGAGUUUCAACUCAUUAUGAAGGUCACUAUUUCAGACAAACCAUUGGGGUACCGUGGAAUGGUAUCAUAACAUGGAACAGUACGAACUUCAGUCUCGGCUUGCGGCUGCUGCUUUAUUUGUUCACUGGUGCAGUGAGAGUUCCACAAUCAAACAGAAAGCUUCAAUAUAUCCCGUCUGAUGUAAACAAAUGUUGAUGUAUGUUAAUAAAAUUUGACAACCCUAAGC
Messenger RNA from Lymnaea stagnalis (great pond snail), 14354 nucleotides. Lineage: Eukaryota; Metazoa; Mollusca; Gastropoda; Lymnaeidae. The record is from the annotation of a GenBank genome assembly.